Hylaeus volcanicus is the source of this 1007-nucleotide messenger RNA. Its product is annotated as COMM domain-containing protein 8-like. The record is from RefSeq and is a predicted model, not a curated record. The transcript has 4 exons. The coding region runs from base 358 to 894 and encodes 178 amino acids. NCBI's taxonomy places the organism in Eukaryota, Metazoa, Arthropoda, Insecta, Hymenoptera, Colletidae.
CAUGUACAAAGUUCAUGUACAAUCGUUCAAACUGCGACUGGACUUUCUCUGGUUUACUUUUUCAUAUAAUUUAAAGUAAUUUAAAAACUCACUACUGUAUAUAUACAUACGCAUGCGUAUGCGCUCCACAUUUUAGUUGGGUGAAUCUUUCCCACGCGGCGCUACAAGCUUUGUACCGACUUUAAAUACGUGAGCUUGGACAUCCUGGUUUUUGGUACACCUCGUCUGUCAUCAAACUGCUAUCAUCUGAAAUCCAUUUUUCAUUGAAUUUACUGUUAUUAUCGGCAAGAAUUUUUUUUGUAAAUCUGCUCGUUCACGAUUCAUAGUUGAAAGUAGUAUUCGAAAGAAGUAGCAAUUAUGGAAACUGCUCAGUCUUUGUACCUUAACCUCUUCGGCGACGAUAAGAUUCACGCUUUGAAAGAAUUAUUGCAUGCCUGCGUGGAUGAAAUAUGUGGUCGACCAGGCCCAUCUUAUCACAGGUUUGCGAAUAGCGUUGUAUGGAGCAGACAAGAGUACGAAGACACAUACAAAACGAUAUCGAUACUUUUGCGGAAUCCUGCUUGCUUAUAUUUGAUAGACGAGAAGAUGCCUCAGGAGUAUCACGAAUUGCCAGAACCUAUUCAACAAAAUUUAUUAACGUGUUUGAAAGCGCGAAGAGAACAGUUGACCGACGCUUUGUUGAAAGAGCACUCGAAAGAAAAGUAUGAAACGCUAAUCGAUUUCGAUUGGAGAUUAAAGCUUAUAAUGGGUUCCAGUAAGUUGUCUUCUUUAAGAGAAUCUCUUCUUCAGUUGGACCUUGUCGUGGAAAAUAGGGACGCGAAACGUAUUCUGAGUUUAGAAUUAAAUAAAGAUGAAUUGGAAACGUUUAUAAGUGCCGUAGAAACUGUUGCAUGAUCAAUAAUGUAUAUAAAGCGACGUUGGACAAGACCGAUUUCUUAUUUAUCGUUAAUAUAAGUUUAAUUGUUACAAGUUUCUUCAAAAGUGAAAUAAAGACACAUUCUUUUACA